CAAACAUUCUCUGUGUUAGGAGUUUGUCUACGUGAUGGCGACGUUAAGAACUUCAAAGCUCACAUUCCGUGAUUGCAAAAUCAGUGCACCUAUGUUUUACCUGCGAACGUUUAGCAAAGAUAGUUUAGAAAACUCUUUGAAUUCCAAUUUCCCCGCGAAAGAAAUGUUCACGCUGGAAGUCUAGUUAAGGGAUAUUUUGAAGAUGACAACUGCUGGCCACGAGGCGAGGUAAGGACAAGUACUUUGAAGACGAAAACUAGGUACUAAUUCUCCGCUACGCAAGGGAGAAAGUUGCUCUUGGAUUUAUAUGGAACCAGAUCAAUGCUUCAUUCGUUCACAGAAUCAUACCACGACUCGGAUCUGUUGAAGUUAUUUUGUCUUACAUAAUCCGCAUAUUUGUUUAUCUUCGACCAAAAUUUACUUUAACGCGGCAGAACGAAAAAGCAAGGUAGUGAGUGUAAGGCAGCUGAAAUUGGACCACUCUAUCAUGAAUAGCGCCGUGCUGCUUAAUUAAAUUUCCUGGAGCUAGAACCCGGCGCUAAUUCGAAGGAGUUGGUUAUUUCCUUAUUAGCUUAUUUAAACUUCGGUCUCAAUAUGAAAUUCUUUUUGUUUAAAAAGUGAAUAUUAACUAUAACAUUUAAUGGCGAUAGCCCCGCAAAAAUAAUUGUAUUACGGUAAAUUACCGCCCGCGGGGUGUCUAUUUAGUUUUAGGGGUCCAAGAGGGGGCGUUUAAUAGAUAGAGGGCGUUUGUUCUCAUAACUGUAACAAGCUCAACAAAACCAAUAUGCAGAAUAUUCAUUCCAAUUAAUACGUCUAGGCCCUCUAGAGAUCUAUACCGCUCUUUCAAACCCCAACAUCGAUAUCACAAUCCACGCUUCGGAGGGAUAUUGUUUUGCCAUCGUUAGUCUCACCGUUCUUUGAACUUGGUAUUUAACAAGAUGAAACACGUUAAGUCCUGAUAAUCAAUCAAGAACUGAAUGAAUCGAAUGACUUUGCUCCUUUUUGCUAAUUCCUAGCAUUUUAAAGUAAUUCUCAUAGGGGGGUUCUGUUAGACAGGGGGCGUUUAUCAGAGAGAGGGGUCAAAUAUAAUUUUAACAGCGUUGACGGGGCGUUUAUUCGGAAGUGGGUGUCUACAAGGUCACUUACGGAAUAGAAUUGAGAAAAAGAAAGACUUGCAUUAUUUUAUGGUUCCAAAAGAAAUCUGCUGAUCAAAGUUAGCUCCUCUAUGGCGAACCAGAUACACUAAAAUUUCCUUUUUUGUUUUGUUUUGAACAACUAGCCACGGAGGAGCACUUGUAUACCCAAGACAACGGAAACUUGUCAGGAGUUCAACAUUUCGUCGAGAAUUUAUCCCAUUCGUCGGCCUGAUUCUAAUUGUUUUGGCAAUAUUAGCCUACUACCUUGGAAAAACUCAGUAUAUAACCAUACGAGGUAAGCAUCCAAAAGUGUGAGUGCAAAAAAAACAGUUUGUUCCCUGAGUUUGGGUUUACUAGGGAAAGUCUCGAAAUAGUUAUAGAAAAGAAUGGGAAAUUAAGACUCAAUUGAGCGGCCACCUCUAUUAAGCGACUGCGGCCACCUUUUGGUCGAAGGAAAAUACAGUCCAAGAUAGACGAUGACGACCGAUUGUAGACCAAUAAAGGCUUGUCCAGUCGUGCGUUUUUUUUUUUUUAAAGUAAUGUUUCUGCUAAAGAUUAUGCUAAUUUAUGACAAACCACUUCCUGGUACCCUGAGGGUGGCCGCUUAAUUCUCUAUUUUUUCAAUUUGCCGCUCCUGGGAAUUGCAUUUUCCCAAGGUUUUAAACUUUGUGGGGCAUGGUUAAAAUACCUGCAACGCGUUAAAUCCUGUUGUUCUGUUGCACCUCACUUUUAACUCUGCUUUGCAGUAAAAGGAGGCUAGCGCUCUGCGAGCUUUCUUUUGCCUCGCACUAGUCAUAUGUUUUCCCAGCGCUUUUUACCAGUUCGAAGAUACAGCCUGCCUCGUUCCUUGGCGUCUCAAGUGCUUGGAAAACAGAAAACGUUACUACGAGUAUUGCGCAAUGGGACCAUGAACACGUUUAGCUUUGACGCAAAGGACGCUGGGAGCGAGAGUUUUUCUCUUCGUCUUUCCCAUGAUACCUAGCGCGGAAACGAAAUCGCUCCAGUUGCUCUCGGAUCUACUAGAACGUUUCUGGGUACGAGGCAGAGAUAGUGAUAGGUUAUUGGUUACAACGAUGAUGCCAAACACAAACCUAUUAGUAUUGCCCAACUAUAGCCAGCCUCUGUGAGCAAAAAAAAAAAAUAAAAACGUCCAAAACGCUGUAAUUGUAUAGGUUUCAAACCUGCAGUGAGACGUAAGAAUUAUCCUUAUUUUUGAAUAUUUUGGUUACACAUAAUCAAAGUUUUUUUCUUCUUUUUAAAAGGAAAUCUCCUCAACUUAAACGCGGACAGGGUUAUUCAAUACUUCGGAAACAGCAAAAAGAGUAAGGAAAUAGAUGAGCGCACAGAGGAAGUCAUCAUAAAUUCAAGCAACACCCAAGAGAGAGCACGACACAAAGACAAGAAUGGAAUAAAAUUCACAAACUUAGAAAAUAUGGCUACGAUAAAAAACCCUGAAAGAUCGCAGGUAGAGAGAAUUUUAAACGCGGUUUUAAGCACAAAGCUGCUAAACGGAAAUCUGUCGCAAAGAGGAGAGAAUAGAAACGCAACCCAUUUCACCGUACCAAAACAAAAACAGCCCUCUAAAAGCCAAAAGAUGGCUCUUUUCACUUCGAAUACCAAAAAGCCACACAGUUCAAGAAAGUCACAACUUUCUGAGACGAUCCAAAAUCAAGAUGCAGAAUCAAAAGUCUCGGAUCAGAUCACAGCAUUCGGAAAAAAGGAGAAGUUUAAUUUCGAUAACUGGUAUAAAGAGCGGACAACUGAGAUAUGCGGAACUGGCUGGCAAGAAAACUAUCGCAAACUUCAUAAAGAAAUAUUGAGCAAGCGACGGGAAGAAAAAUAUCUGGUUUAUUUAUGUCCGGGAACGCGGCAAGGUUGCUGCGGUUACGGAAAUCGACUUCGGGCAGUGGUGUCUUUGUUUUAUCUCUCAAUUCUGACAGACAGGGCUUUUUUGAUUGACUGGCGUGCGCCUGAACCAAUAGAAAACCAUUUGUUGCCACAAAACAUCCAAUGGAAUUACUCGGAGCCCAUUGAUCUUUGUACAGGGCUGCCAAUACGGAAACAUUAUUGGGGAACAACGAAGACCGAUAUUAGAGAAGCAGAAGGUUGGAUUAUUCAAGAUAGCAGUCAUUUUAAAAAAUGGCUGACUACAACAGACUUGGCAAAUUACUUCAACUGGCCAGUCGAGGAAAUAACUACUAUCUGGUACUUCGCAGAAGGAGGAAUCUCAUUAAAUCCUUACUUACUAAAACGAGCAAAAGAAUUGGGAGUAAAGCCGUUGAUUUCUAACACGCCAAAGUAUAAUCUCAUAGGAUGUGCUUUUGAUUUUUUGUUCUCGAAAUCGGACGCAGUCUCGAACAAACUUGACGAGAUGAGAAGACAGCUUAAAUUUGAUGUAGGGCCAAUUAUUGGAAUACACAUUCGAACAGGCGAUGAUCAAUUUGAUUAUUACGCGUCAGAUAACGAGCGAACUGGGAACUCCAAAAACAUUUCUCAACUCUCAAAAUUCUUUGAUUGCGCGCGAAAGAUAGAAAGCCAAAUCUUUGGAAAUGGGACAUUCGAAGCAUCAAAAGUACGAUGGUUUGUUUCAACGGACAACGCUUUUGUGAGGAAAUAUGUCCAGAAAAGUUACCGUCGAAAAGUUAUCACUUCUAAUCUAACGAUCCAACACUUGGACAUUCUCCACAACACUACCGUAUUAAACUUCACGGCAGAAUGUAACUAUACAGACAGUACUAAUACUACAAUGGUUUGUUACAACGUUGAAAUAUUUAAUGUCACAGCCUACUGUGAAAACCGCACAAAAUAUUGGCUGGAAGCUGAAAGCAACUCUACUGCAAAUGAAACAGGUCUCUAUACUGACGGAAUCAUAGCGAUGCUAGUUGAUCAUUUUCUGUUAGCAGAGAGUGAUCUUCUAAUAUUGUGCGACAGCAGUUUUGGCUCCACAGCGGUUGGUUUGAGCAUGCGCAACACGUAUAGUUAUACUUUGGCUGAUCGGGGUUGUGUUGAACUGGCAGCAGCUCAGAAAAACGGGAGGUUGAGGUAUUUUGGACGAAGAUAA
Messenger RNA from Porites lobata, 4197 nucleotides. Lineage: Eukaryota; Metazoa; Cnidaria; Anthozoa; Scleractinia; Poritidae. The record is from the annotation of a GenBank genome assembly.